Panicum hallii is the source of this 1257-nucleotide messenger RNA. RefSeq names its product protein trichome birefringence-like 12. Lineage: Eukaryota; Viridiplantae; Streptophyta; Magnoliopsida; Poales; Poaceae. Gene Ontology annotation, molecular function: O-acetyltransferase activity. The transcript has 4 exons. The coding region runs from base 1 to 1257 and encodes 418 amino acids. Gene Ontology annotation, cellular component: Golgi apparatus. The record is from RefSeq and is a predicted model, not a curated record.
AUGAGGAGGAAGAGGGCGGCGGCAUCCCUUUCCGCCGCGAGGUCGUCGCCGGAGGCCAGCGCAAUGCGGUGCCUCCGCCUCCGCCUCCCCUUUCUCCUCCUCCUCCCCGUGACCGUCACCAUCCUCAUCCUCCUCUCCCGGCGCGUGUCCCCGCCGCAGUCGCUCCCCUGCGGCGCCGCGCCCUCCGACUCCACCGCCGGCCGCUGGGUGCCCACCCCGCGCCCCGCGCCGCCGCCGCUCUACGCCGCGUCCUGCCCGUUCCACCGCAACUCCUACAACUGCCUCCGCAACGGCCGGCCGCCGCUCGUGGCGCUGUCCUGGGCGCCCGCGCGCUGCGGCGGCGCCGUCGUCCCGAGGAUCGACGCCGCGGGCUUCCUCGCCGCGGCCAGGGGGCGCCGGGUCGGGCUCGUGGGGGACUCGCUAUCCGAGAACCUCGCCGUCGCGCUGCUCUGCGCGCUCCGCUCCGCCGACCCCGGCGCGCGCAAGUGGAAGCGGCGGGGCGCGUGGCGCGGCGGCUACUUCCCCAGGGAGGACGUCACCGUCGCGUUCCACCGCGCCGUGCUACUCGCCAAGUACACGUGGCAGCCUGUGGAGAAUCCGGAAGAAGUUCAGAAGGAUGGAAUAAAAGGCAUCUACAGAGUGGACGUCGACAUUCCUGCUGAUGAGUGGAUAAACGUCACCAAGUUCUAUGACGUGCUAAUUGUCAACACUGGACACUGGUGGGGCACAUACAAAUUCCCAAAAGAGACCCCCCUUGUUUUCUACAGAGGAGGAGAGCCGAUCGAGCCUCCGCUCAGCAUUCCCGACGGUCUGAAGGUGGUGAUCAGGAGCAUGGCCUCCUACAUCGACAGGGAGAUGCCGAGCAAAACCCUGAAGCUGUGGCGCACGCAGUCGCCCAGGCACUUCUACGGGGGCGAGUGGGAUCGCAACGGCAGCUGCGUCACCGACAGGCUCCUCGAAGAAGACGAGCUGGAGUCCUGGUUCGAUCCGCGGUUCGGGGGAGUGAACAAGGACGCGAGGACGGUGAACCUGGCGAUCCAGGAAGCCCUGGCCGGAUCGGGCUUCCGGCUGGUGAACCUGACUUACAUGAGCGAGUUCAGAGCCGACGCCCAUCCGGCGACAUGGCUGGGGAAGAAGGACGCCGUGGCCGUGUACGGGCAGGACUGCAUGCACUGGUGCGUGCCCGGCGUGCCGGACACCUGGGUCGACAUCCUGGCCGCACAGAUCUUGCAUUACUUCAAGCAGAGUAAGGGAUGA